Molecule: messenger RNA, 1782 nt
Organism: Pseudophryne corroboree (corroboree frog)
Lineage: Eukaryota; Metazoa; Chordata; Amphibia; Anura; Myobatrachidae
Gene: GJD2
Product: gap junction protein delta 2
Exons: 2
Coding region: 199-1113 (304 amino acids)
Biological process (GO): cell-cell signaling
Cellular component (GO): connexin complex
Molecular function (GO): gap junction channel activity
Source: RefSeq, a predicted model, not a curated record
ACCUGUCUGUGUGACGCAAGCAGAGACUACUUAUAGGGAGAUUACAGGCAGUAAGACAGUGCGAGCAGCCUCCCCGAGCUGGGACACCUCUGAUCACCAGGCAGAGAGAUUACCCUGAGCACAGGUCACCUACGCCCGGUGGCUUCCCCUAGAGCAGGUGAAAAGCCUCCCGUUGCAGCAGGUCUCCGAUGUACAGCGAUGGGAGAAUGGACUAUACUAGAAAGACUGCUGGAGGCUGCUGUGCAACAGCACAGUACUAUGAUAGGAAGGAUUCUGCUGACCGUGGUUGUCAUCUUUAGGAUUCUCAUUGUUGCCAUCGUUGGAGAAACUGUUUAUGACGAUGAGCAGACCAUGUUUGUCUGCAAUACUCUCCAGCCAGGCUGCAACCAGGCAUGCUAUGACAGGGCUUUUCCAAUCUCUCACAUUAGAUACUGGGUGUUCCAGAUUAUUAUGGUCUGUACUCCAAGCCUGUGCUUCAUCACCUACUCUGUCCACCAGUCUGCUAAGCAGAAGGAAAGGAGAUAUUCCACUGUAUUCCUCACCCUGGACAGAGACCAGGACUCUGUGAAAAGGGAGGAUAGCAAAAAGAUCAAGAACACCUUGGUUAAUGGGGUCCUGCAAAACACAGAAAACUCAACCAAGGAAGCUGAACCAGACUGCUUAGAGAUCAAGGAAAUCCCCAACCCUUCCAUAAGAACCACAAAAUCCAAGAUGAGGCGCCAAGAAGGGAUCUCCAGGUUUUAUAUAAUCCAAGUGGUCUUCAGAAAUGCUCUGGAAAUUGGCUUUCUUGUGGGACAGUACUUUUUGUAUGGCUUCAAUGUGCCCUCCCAGUACGAAUGUGACAGGUAUCCUUGCAUCAAAGAGGUGGAGUGUUAUGUGUCCAGGCCCACAGAGAAGACAGUGUUUUUGGUUUUCAUGUUUGCAGUCAGUGGCCUCUGUGUUGUUCUUAAUUUGGCUGAGUUGAACCACUUGGGGUGGAGAAAGAUUAAGAUGGCAGUCAGAGGAGUACAGGCAAAAAGGAAAUCAAUUUAUGAGAUCCGGAAUAAGGACUUGCCAAGGAUGGGUGUACCGAAUUUUGGCAGGACUCAGUCUAGUGAUUCAGCCUAUGUGUGAGGAUGUUUCAUACACAACAGCUGAACACUGGAACCACGCAGCAUGAGACGAUGGGGGGAAGGGUGUCUGAUUAAUGGAAUGCCAUUGAACUGCAAGAAUGUGCUGGUUGGUAAAGUUAAUAUCAAUCAGUAGCAGUUGCCAUUGAUUUAAUUGGUGGAAAUCUCUGGCUCGAUAGCUGAUACUUCUGUUUAAAUUCUACGUUUUAUAUUAUACCUUUGUGAACAGAAUUUCAAAAUAUUAUCUUAAAUUGCCUCAGAAUUACUGAAGUUGUGGUUACGUUACUGUAUCAGGUUAAUUGCUACAUUCAAAGACAAACUGGGCAAAUCACUGAUGCUGCUACUGGCACUGAAACGUAUCUGGUACAAAGAGAUAUACUAGCACCAACAAAUAGGUACACUGUGGCUCUCCUUCCCUUGCUGUCACCAGCAGGACACACUGGCAGUUGUAGAAGUAACAGGUUUGUCAAGGCCUGAAAUAACCCCUACAUUACUGUAUAAGUCUCUUUGUACCAACAGGAGCACUGAAGAGGUGUCUUAAAGAACCAAUACUGCCAACUACUCCUCACUCCUACAGUCAAACCACUUUCAAGUCUGUUCAAUGAAGGACAUUUUUUAGAAUUUUUGGGCAAAAAACAAAACAUUAAUUGUGUUGUUAUUCCACUGAGCAGAU